Molecule: messenger RNA, 533 nt
Organism: Prorocentrum cordatum
Lineage: Eukaryota; Dinophyceae; Prorocentrales; Prorocentraceae
Source: the annotation of a GenBank genome assembly
AUGGUGUUCUGCCAGACAGACAACUCGUACAUUGCAGAGGCCCGGCGUACGAGCAAGCAGUACGCUGACGCUUGCAAGGCUGCGGCCGAGGGCAAGGGUUCGAAACCUUCGGGUGAGCCCCAUGUGCAUGUCUGGGCUAAUCUCACAGCCAUGGCGGCAACAGAUGAGCAUUUGACAACGGAAGAGCGGAAUUUGAUCACCAAUCACCGAGCUGCUGCAGCGGAUCCAGAUGCCCUGGUCCAUGUGGUGCACGUGUGCAAGGUGCGCAAAGCAUUCCGGGACACCAAUAAGAAACUUUUUAUUGCCACGGCUCCGGAGGCCAAGCAGCUGACCAACAUCAUGGUCAAAGCUAUCUGCGCUGCCGGCGGGGUGCAGAAAUACGGCCAGGCGCCGCGCUCGGGAGGCGAGCGCAAGCUCCAGACUUUACUGGAUGAGCUUCGCAAGAUCGUCCCCGACGAGGCCGACAGGGACUGCGAGAUGUGAGGUAGCGCGUCGUGCCGGCUUCCCGUCUCCCUCUUCCUCUUCCCCUCCCC